GCGAGAGAGAGAGAGAGAGAGAGAGAAGGAAAGAAAAUCUGUCGUAUUCGCUACUUGAACUCAAAAGAAACCCCUCCUCCUCCUCCUGCGACUCGACUAGUUUGGGAUACUCAGUGAAUAAAACCACACUAACAAGCUUCGACCGACCGGAAAGAGGAAAAGUGUUUUGUUUUUUUUGCUUCGCUUUGAGAAACCAAAACAAACUUGGCGUCGUGAGAAAUUCGCUUCGGAUCUCGCAGCGAGGCUUCUCGGCUUGUUGUUGUUGUUACGUUUGGCACAGCUGAGUCGCUGUGACCUGUGUGGACUUGGCAGAGAUGUGUUUUUCUCAAGACACCAUCUUUUAAAUGGAUUAACAGGAGUGUGAGUCCUCCAGCAGAAGAUUGUGUCUGCAAUAGCAUCUUUUUACCUAAGAGCCACCCUGUGGCCCACGAGGUGCCCAUGAGGUAACAGUGGGACCCACCCCUUCAUCACCACCCUUGGUCCAUCUUUCCCCUCUCCCUCCCCUCCACCCCACCCUCAAAUCCUCCCAGCCAUGGGCCAGAAGAUCUCGGGCAGCAUCAAGUCUGUGGACGUGCGCGGGGAGCCCUCUUACCGGCCGGUGCGCCGUGAACUGCGGGGACCAGAUUUCUGUCGGCCCCCAAGGUUGGACCUGCUGCUUGAUAUGCCCCCUGCCAGCUCCGAGACCCAGCUCCGCCACACCUGGAAUCCUGACGACCGCUCCCUCAACGUCUUUGUCAAGGAGGACGACAAGCUGACCUUCCACCGCCACCCUGUUGCACAAAGCACAGACUGCAUCCGGGGCAGGGUGGGCUACACACGGGGCCUCCAUGUUUGGAGGAUCCACUGGCCAGCCAGGCAGAGGGGAACCCAUGCCGUGGUGGGUGUGGCCACUGCAGAAGCUCCUUUACACUCAGUGGGCUACACGGCCCUGGUGGGCUCGGACUCUGAGUCUUGGGGUUGGGACCUGGGACGAAAUAGACUCUACCAUGACAGCAAAAACCGUCCCGCCUCCACCUCGGCACCCACCUACCCAUGUUUCCUAGAGGCAGAUGAGUCAUUUGUACUUCCAGACUCUCUGACAGUGAUAUUAGAUAUGGACGAAGGCACGCUGAGCUUUAUGGUGGAUGGACAGUAUCUCGGAGUUGCCUUUAGGGGGCUAAAGGGCAAGAGGCUGUAUCCCAUCGUAAGUGCCGUGUGGGGACACUGUGAAGUCUCCAUCCGCUACGUCAACGGACUUGAUCCGGAGCCCCUUCCCCUCAUGGACCUGUGCAGACGAGUAGCUCGGCUGGCGCUGGGGAGAGAACGCAUCCACCACAUUGACACACUCCCCCUGCCACAGACUCUCAAGAACUACCUCCAGUACCAGUGACCACAUCAACCAACCACACACACACUACUACUACUUUUGCUGGUUGGCCGACCUCCAAAAUGAACUUUUAACAUAUUAACAUUGCCUGAGGAGGAUACUGUUGAUGAUGAAGAGUUGGUGGUGAAGAAGUGCCCUGCUACAAGGGUUUUGUUUACUCUGAAGGAGAGUCCCUCCUUUUUAGGAUGCUUUUAACCUUAUUUUAGGGCACAUUGUUGUGUUUUUCCUGGACAGACGGCCUGGCAGAGGAAAUGGCAAACGAGAUGGAGAGAGUCAGGAGUGGCAGAGAAAACUUGCCACCCAGCCUUAAUGCUCAGCAAGUGCACAGGUUGCAACUACGUGUCCGCUGUUAGCUUGUUAACUGUAGGAUGGGGUUAGACGAUGCAUUCCUGUGUCUGUUCUUCAUGGGCUCUGUGGAGGCAUGGUCUGAACAAGUUGGUAUUUAUAUCCGUAUUUAUAUUCCCAACCACACAGCAGGCUCUGCAGAGACCAACAAAACCCAUAGGGAUGAGAUAGAGAGAUGGGUCUAGAGGGGGUGAAAAGUCCACAAAAUAACUGUUUUGAAUGCCUAAGCGGAUGUGUACACUGGCACCACACAUAGACAGAUGGAUUAUGUGUAGAGAAUGUUUGUGUGUGCAUGUGCCCAAGAGCUUUCUAUGUACUGAUCUGCCCCAGCAGCUGCAGUAAGAUGACAACUCACUGGCACACAGGCUACAACCACCAACAGGCAUAAAAACACUACAUCUCGAGGCUGUUGUAGCAUGGCCUAGAAUUACUCCCCUCCAUCCUUAAUCUCUCUCUCUCUCUCUCUCUCUCUCUCUCUCUCUCUCUCUCUCUCUCUCUCUCUCUCUCUCUCUCUCUCUCUCUCUCUCGUCUCAAGCCUCCAAUGGAUAUGUUGAGCUGAACUGUGGCUGCCCUUGUGUCAACUCUAUAGCUUCUGUAAUGCUGAUUGAGAUUGAUCUGAAGGUGAAGCCGCGUCUUUGAAUGCUAAUGUGCGUACUCUGAGAUACAGCAUUAAAAAGCACGCAUAUAUCACUUCUGUUAUAUUUGGAGACAGGUGUUUUUUUUUUAUUAUUCUUAAAUGCUGCUUUCAUGGGGUUUUAGUUGUGUUUUUUUUCCAGCCAUCUUUCCUCAUGCACAUUUUAUCUUCAACAUUGAUGAUCUUUGAAACUUCCGGUCUUUUUACUUUAUGAUUUAAGGAUUCUGUUUCUAUUUUUUUGAUUAUUCUGUAUUGUUUUUCUAUGGAUUUGAGGUUUUUCUGUAGGACAGAGGGGUGAGGCGAGCAGGACAGGAAGUCUCGCCAGUGUAGGUGGAGGAAUGUGCUGCCAUGAGCAUCUUUUUAAAUGUGAAUAAAAAAUUUAAAAAAUUAAAAAAAACU
Messenger RNA from Lampris incognitus (smalleye Pacific opah), 2744 nucleotides. RefSeq names its product SPRY domain-containing SOCS box protein 4-like. NCBI's taxonomy places the organism in Eukaryota, Metazoa, Chordata, Actinopteri, Lampriformes, Lampridae. The record is from RefSeq and is a predicted model, not a curated record. Gene Ontology annotation, cellular component: SCF ubiquitin ligase complex. Gene Ontology annotation, biological process: intracellular signal transduction; proteasome-mediated ubiquitin-dependent protein catabolic process. The coding region runs from base 533 to 1369 and encodes 278 amino acids. Gene Ontology annotation, molecular function: protein binding. The transcript is spliced from 4 exons.